AUGGCUGAGACCCCGUCGCCGCCCAGCGCCGGCGCGGAAAGUUCCAGCGAGGAACAGGCGAGGGGCGGAGAGCGGCAGCCAGAGGAGCCGCGCUGUGCUUCAGCCAGGGGCGCGGACCGAGAGGGCGAGGCACGACCGCCGCUGGGCUCUCCCGCUGGGCAGUCGGAGCCCGACUCUCCGGUAGCCGCCCCCUUCUUCCUGCUCUACCCCAGCGAUGGAGGCGCCGGCUUUGCAGCGCGCCCACCGCCGCAGCGCGCCUGGAGGACCCCGCCGUCGCCGAGCUCCCCUCUGCCCUUCCUUCUUUUGAGCUACCCGAGCGGCGGCAGCGGCGGCGGCGGCAAGCACCAUCCUAACUAUCUCAUGGCUAACGAACGCAUGAACCUGAUGAACAUGGCCAAGCUGAGUAUCAAGGGUUUGAUCGAAUCAGCUCUCAACCUGGGGAGGACUCUGGACUCUGACUACGCACCUCUCCAGCAGUUCUUUGUGGUGAUGGAGCACUGCUUGAAACAUGGCUUGAAAGCCAAGAAAACUUUUCUUGGACAAAAUAAAUCCUUCUGGGGGCCUCUAGAACUGGUAGAAAAACUUGUUCCAGAAGCUGCAGAGAUAACAGCAAGUGUUAAAGAUCUUCCAGGACUUAAGACACCAGUAGGCAGAGGAAGAGCCUGGCUGCGUUUGGCAUUAAUGCAAAAGAAACUCUCAGAAUAUAUGAAAGCUUUGAUCAAUAAGAAGGAACUUCUCAGUGAAUUCUAUGAACCCAAUGCCCUCAUGAUGGAAGAAGAAGGAGCCAUAAUUGCUGGUCUCUUGGUGGGUCUGAAUGUCAUUGAUGCCAACUUCUGUAUGAAAGGAGAAGAUUUGGACUCUCAGGUUGGAGUUAUAGAUUUUUCAAUGUAUCUCAAGGAUGGAAACAGCAGUAAAGGUAGUGAAGGAGAUGGUCAAAUCACUGCAAUUCUGGACCAGAAGAACUAUGUGGAAGAACUCAACAGGCAUCUGAAUGCUACUGUAAACAACCUCCAGGCAAAAGUGGAUGCAUUAGAAAAAUCCAACACGAAACUGACAGAGGAGCUUGCAGUUGCAAACAACAGGAUUAUUACCUUGCAAGAAGAAAUGGAACGAGUUAAAGAGGAAAGCUCAUACAUAUUGGAAUCCAAUCGGAAGGGUCCUAAGCAAGAGAAAACUUCAGAGGGGCAAGCACUGAGUGAAGCAAGAAAGCAUUUAAAGGAGGAGACACAGUUACGACUGGAUGUUGAAAAAGAGCUGGAGAUACAGAUUGGCAUGAGACAGGAGAUGGAAUUGGCCAUGAAGAUGCUGGAGAAGGAUGUCUGUGAGAAGCAGGAUGCCCUGGUGUCUCUGCGGCAGCAGCUGGACGAUCUCAGGGCUCUCAAACACGAACUUGCCUUUAAGCUGCAGAGUUCAGACUUAGGUGUAAAACAGAAAAGUGAACUAAACAGUCGCUUAGAAGAGAAGACUAAUCAGAUGGCUGCUACCAUUAAACAACUGGAGCAGAGGUAAAAGUGCUGUUUCUUUAAUGAAAUAUUUUGGACUUUUCAGGGCUAAGGGUGAAAAGAAUAUAAUAUGCAUUUGGUAAAUAGAAAAUAUAUAAAAUUCUUUCAGCUUUCAGACAUGCUGAUAGAAAGAAAGCCAAUUAAAUCUUAUCUGGGCUUUCUAAGAUGGCACUGAAAACAUUUGGUAAGAAAUGUCA
Orycteropus afer afer is the source of this 1699-nucleotide messenger RNA. NCBI's taxonomy places the organism in Eukaryota, Metazoa, Chordata, Mammalia, Tubulidentata, Orycteropodidae. The record is from RefSeq and is a predicted model, not a curated record.